GCGCGGCAAAAGCAAGGAGCAAAACAAAAGCAUGUGGAUGUAAUUUCAACAAAGGCUACAUCAGAUUGAGCUUGAAAACUCAACCACUAACCAUGGGGAUUCGUUCAACUCAGAAGAAGCACUUCCCUCUUCGAGGCAUUGAUGGAGUGGUGCAGCUUUUCGAGUCUGAGCUCAACAGCCCAGAACCAGACUUGGCCCUGCUGUCUCUAGUGUUGGGUUUUGUUGAGCACUUCCUGGCCGUCAACAGAGUGGUCCCUGUCAAUGUCCCGGGCGUUCGCUUUGAGCCUCUUCAACCGGACUCCCUAAACUCCUGCUUCCCUACAGUAGAGCUGAAUCUCUUAUCAGCCCUCUACGAACGCUUCAUGGCCCAGAUUCGUGGUGCGGUGGACAUGUCACAAUAUCGCAAACCGUCUGGCGCUUCCAGCCGAGAGCUGGUGAAAAAGGUAUCCGAUGUGAUUUGGAACAGUCUCAGCCGAUCAUACUUCAAGGACAGAGCGCAUAUUCAGUCCCUCUUCAGUCUGAUUACAGGCACUAAGCUGGACAGCUCAGGAGUUGCAUUUGCAGUGGUUGCUGCAUGUCAGGUGUUGGGUCUGAAAGAUGUUCAUCUCGCUCUCUCUGAGGAUCAUGCCUGGGUGAUUUUUGGCAAGGGUGGGGAAGAAACUGCAGAGGUCACAUGGCAUGGGAAGGGAAACGAAGACAGAAGAGGUCAAACUGUCAGUGCUGGAAUCAAUGAAAGGAGCUGGUUAUAUCUUAAAGGCUCUUACAUGAAGUGCAACAGGAAUAUGGAGGUUGCGUUCAUGGUUUGCGCCAUCAAUCCAUCUCUAGAUCUGCACACAGACAGUACCGAGUUAAUCCAGCUCCAGCAAAGGCUGUUGUGGCUACUGUAUGAUCGAGGUGAUUUGGAAAGGUAUCCUAUGGCCAUGGGCACUUUGGCUGACCUUGAAGAUCAGGAACCCAUGACUGGGAAAGAAAGCCCUCUGUCCAUUCACCUUAAGGCUGUUGAAUCUGCUAAAAAGUAUUAUAACAAUGAGCACAUCUACCCUUACAUGUAUCUGGCUGGGUACCAUUACAGGCACAGGGAUGUCCGGGAGGCUUUGGGUUCCUGGGCUGAGGCAGCAUCAGUAAUGCAAGAUUAUAACUAUUGUAGGGAAGAUGAGGAGAUCUACAAGGAGUUUUUUGACAUUGCUAAUGAUGUCAUUCCGACACUCCUUAAAGAGACCGCAGCUGCUGCUGAAAGUGAAGGCACAGAUGAAGCGGAAAAAGAGGACCAGCCCAGAGAAGCAGCUGCUUUGACCGCCCUUCAGGACCCAGAAUGCUUUGCUCACUUACUCCGGUUUUAUGAUGGGAUUUGUAAAUGGGAAGAAGGAAGUCCCACACCAGUGCUUCAUGUAGGCUGGGCCACUUACCUGGUUCAGUCUCUAAGUCGCUUUGAUGCACAGAUCAGGCAAAAGGUGUCAAUCAUCACCAAAGACACAGAGCCAGUGGAUGAUGAUGACCAGUCCAGUGAGGACCUGCGGGAAGGGCGUAGGCGAGGCCCAAGACGGGAAUCCAAACUAGAUGAACCAGCAGGAUCGGCUUCCCCAAAUCCAGCACUGCCUGCUCAAAAUCAAAACCCAGUUCCCAAAAAAGUGGGUGGAGAAGGAGGCCGGCGGCGCUCCUCUGCUAGUACUCGAGGUAAAGAGGCAGAUGGCAAAAACGAACCAUCAUCCCCAAGUCCCAUACCAUCACCCUCCCAACCUCCCGCUGUUCAGGGAGGACCGGUGGUGGUUUUCCACAGCGAGAAGAUGAAGGGUAUGAAGGAGCUGCUCUCGGCGGCCAAGGUCAACUCUAGUGCCAUCAAACUGCAGCUGACAGCUCAGUCUCAAGUGCAGAUGAAGAGACAGAAACCCACAGCUUCUGGAGAUUACACCUUGUCCUUCAUGAAACGCCCUCGCAAAACCCUUUAAAGUGGCUCAUUUAUAUACAUAAAUAUAAAUAUAUAUAUUUUCUACCUUUUACAUUUUCACCUGGACGGAUUUUUUUUUUGAUCACGUGCAAAUGACUGAUUUGCCAAUGUUAUAAGCUGAUGCUGAGUUAAUUAUCUAAUUCAGUUCCUCAAAAUCAUUUCAAGUUGGCGAACUUGUCUAUCAUAAACCACCAAUUUUGUUUCAUUAUAUAAUAAAGGAAUUUUAUUAAUUUGCCUUAAUUUUGUAUAUUGACCAUUUGAUUUGAUAAAUCCAAAUGACAAAGAGCCAAAGUGAUUGUCUUUUGUUGUGUCAAGAUUUUAUUUUAAGAUGCAAUUAUGUUUUUCAGCUAGCUGGUUGUCUGCAAUACAGUGAAACUUGUGUUUGCUUUCAAGUCUAAAUGUUGUAUUCAGAAAUGUUGGGGCUCUCAGUCUACAUAUGAAGGUCUUGCACUUGUUUUAUUGCUCUUCACACAAACUGCUGAAAUCCAUAGCUGACCUCGAGUUUAUUAGUUUAGUUUUAUUUUUCAAAACUAUUUUGUCAUUGUUAAAGUAUUUUCUGUAAAAUAAACGAUUGGAAGAAAAC
Danio rerio (zebrafish) is the source of this 2528-nucleotide messenger RNA. RefSeq names its product multiple endocrine neoplasia I (gene men1). NCBI's taxonomy places the organism in Eukaryota, Metazoa, Chordata, Actinopteri, Cypriniformes, Danionidae. Gene Ontology annotation, cellular component: nucleus. The record is from RefSeq and is marked provisional.